UGGGCCCAAAAUCCCAUCUGAACCCUGUGAGAGGUUAGCGUCUUCAUACAAGCAUUGCAGACAAAGACGUCUCCAAAUCUUAAUUAAAUUUAGUUAGCAUGGUCAACAAUUUUUUCUUGUGCUAUUCCAUGUUAUUGCACUUAAUUUUUGUGGGUUGAAAUGUUACAUCACCUCCUACAAGAACUUAAAGACAGCAUCAAACAAAUAAAUAGGCUACAGACAAAUAGCAAGGUUACAGAAACAAAAGAGAUAUAAUUAACCAGGAACACACUGCAUUGUAAGAUUGUGCCAAGACUGCUUUUUGUCAGAGCAGCGUCCUUGGUCCAAAACAGCAGAAUAUUUUUCCUGGCAGCAAAAGUCAAAAGAUUGAAGAGUCUCUUGUGUUUGAUAUUUGUAAUGGGACCAUCUGGGAGACUGAAUGAGAGGCACAUAGGGUCUAAUUCUGUUUAAGCACCAAAUAUAACACAGUUCAUUCACAAUAUUAGACCAAUAGCUCUGUAGCUGCCAGACUUAGAGUUACACUUGCAGCAGAGAGGAGGCGUAUUAGCAUCCAUUUUGUUUUUGAGAGCAGGUGUGUAAUGUACAGUUCUGAACUGAGUAGAUUUGGUUGGAUUACAGAUAGAUAUUUCCAGAGCAUGGAUCCACACUUCCUGCCACUCCAGGUCGUCAGUAGAGAUGUGCUUUUCCCAGGCUUGCUUAGUAGCUUGGUAAGUAAUAGUAUCUAUCUAUGUAAGAACACUAAUGUGUAGACGAAAGGUAAGUUCUAAAAAAACAACUGUACAUUUACUCUUAUACUGACAUCACUCUCAAGUACAUUGGGAGUAACAAAAACUGGAGUCUACGUGUGCACACUUACUUGGCCAGUAAAGCUGAUUCUGAUUGAUCUGCUAAUAAACCUACAGGGACUUAGUGUGAAUCAAGCUUAUGGCAGUUUUCUGGAGGCACAUCUCCACCAUCUGCCUGACACAGUGACAUCAAAUGGACUAUUUUACAGUGUAUAAUGCGGUUCAUGGUACAGAUUUUGGCAUCGCUUCAGGUUUACUUCCACUGCAGUACCACUAGGGGGCACCAGAUAGCCACCAAACACCACAAGCACUUAGAAUAACCAAUUUUAUGGUACACUGUUCUCUUCAAGGUAGAUAUAAUUAAAGAGCAGGAAACAAAUUUAAAAGUUGUGUGGCAAAAUAAAAUGACAGACUAAAAGGCUGCCCAUGGUUGGUUUCACUGCUACAUUGUUUGCUCGCUCUGGUGCCUUCACCUGAUUGGUGACAGGCCAAAACAGCAACACAAAAACAUUCCCCUCUGUGUAGCCUCACAUCAGCUCCCCCUCCUCCGUGAAAGAGGACUUAUCCACCCGUGCUGCAAUUCGUCUACAAUCUUUAAUUUGAAGUCACUCCUACCGGAGCGUGUUCCCUCAGACAGAAUUACGCACUGUAGCCUGCUAUUUACAUUCACAGUCUAUUGAAACAGCACAUCAGUGGAUCUCUGUACCAAGGACGCAGCCUGUGAAUCACUGUCUGAAUGCAGCUUUUCAUUUGUUGAAGGUGUUCUUUUUCCUCCUGCGUGGAUGAGACCUGGACAAAAAGUUGGCACUCGCAGCAGACUCCUUUGCGUAAAGGACCGCGUGUGAAUCAUGUAUUGCGCAGAAUCUCUGCUCACUUGCGAUUAAUUUACAGGAGAGAGGCGCAUCUCCACCUCACAGGAUGCGAGUGGCGCGCUGAGUGUGAUUGCAUGCUUUUGGGCAGGGGGUACCAAACUUGCGUAAAGAGCCCGUCUCUGCACAAGUAUUGAUCGCUGGUCACAGUUAAGUGAUUGAUACAAUGUCAGCCUUGCGGAGGAAAUUUGGCGAGGACUACCAGGUGGUGAACACCAACCGGAGCAUGACUUUUUCCGCACCGGCGAAGAGAAAGCGGCAGCGCUUUGUAGAGAAGAACGGCCGCUGCAAUGUCCAGCACGGUAACCUUGGCGGGGAGACCAGCCGGUACAUCUCGGAUCUCUUUACCACGCUGGUGGAUCUCAAGUGGCGCUGGAACCUCCUCAUCUUCAUCCUCACUUACACAGUUGCGUGGCUGGUGAUGGCUUCAAUGUGGUGGGUGAUCGCCUACAUCCGCGGCGACCUGAGCCACGGCGGCCACGACUCGUCCUACACCCCGUGCGUCGCCAACGUCUACAACUUUCCCUCCGCGUUCCUGUUUUUCAUCGAGACGGAGGCGACCAUCGGCUACGGCUACCGCUACAUCACGGAGAAGUGCCCGGAGGGGAUCAUCCUCUUCUUGUUCCAGUCGCUGCUGGGCUCCAUCGUGGACGCCUUCCUCAUCGGCUGCAUGUUCAUCAAGAUGUCGCAGCCGAAGAAGCGCGCGGAGACGCUGAUGUUUAGCCAGGACGCGGUCAUUUCGCAGCGGGACGGGAAGUUGUGCCUCAUGUUCCGAGUGGGGAACCUGCGGAACAGUCACAUGGUGUCCGCGCAGAUCAGGUGCAAACUCAUCAAGUCUCGGCAGACCCCAGAGGGCGAGUUCCUGCCACUGGACCAGUGUGAGCUGGACGUAGGUUUCGGGACGGGGGCGGACCAGCUCUUCUUGGUGUCACCUCUUACCAUCUGCCACGAGAUCAACACCAAGAGCCCGUUCUUUGAUCUGUCGCAGCGCUCACUCAUGAACGAGCAGUUUGAGAUUGUUGUCAUCCUAGAAGGAAUCGUGGAGACGACUGGAAUGACCUGCCAGGCGAGGACGUCUUACACCGAAGAUGAAGUCUUGUGGGGCCAUCGUUUCCUCCCUGUCAUGUCACUGGAGGAGGGCUUCUUCAGAGUCGAUUACUCCCAAUUCCACAACACCUUUGAGGUCAACACGCCUCCCUACAGUGUAAAAGAGCAGGAGGAGAAGUCCUCGUUGACGUCGCCCAACUCUCUCCCUGUCGCACCCACCCCCUCCUCUCCUCUGCUGGGUAACGGUGGCCGCGGAGGCCGCAGGGAAAGGCUUCUGUCAGCUGACUAUGCAGACCAUGUAGAGGACCAAGCCUCCAGGCUGCCCAGCAAGCUCCAGCGCAUGAGCUCUACCAAGGAGGAGCACCUCUGGAGGGGACUGAAGACGGGGCCAGCUUUGCCUGGGGGGAAGGCAUCCAGCACAGGAGACCUUCCGCUUAGCAUUCAGAGGCUGAGGUCCAGCUCCAUCCCGGUUGCGCGGCAAGGACAGCUGGAGGAGCAGGUCCAGCUGCUGUCCUUGGAUGGAGAAGCUGAGGAGGGUGAGCUGGAGAGACACAGACUGCCAGCAGCCAUUAGCACCAUCUCUGCCCCAACCCCAACCCCAGUCCAUAUCCCCUUGGUAGGGAGUAGGCCAGAGGACAACCUGCCCGCCAAACUGCGCAGAAUGAACGCUGACCGCUGACUUCUUUUCUGCAGACUACUUUUAACUUUUAAGACGUUUGAAAAUUGAAUCAGGCUUGAUGGGCAUUGCAUAAAAAUAAAGACUACUGUGAUAUAAGUUUUAUUUUUUUUCUGCAGAUUUCGGUCAGUAUUUUACAUUUACUUAUGGGCUCUCUACUUAGUUGUCUAAUGCCACAAAUAGAAUGACAACACCAAUAAGCCAUCCAUCCGCUCAUACUGUGAGUCAUUUUUGAUAGAUCACCAUCUGUGCCCCCCCACUGACCUCGAACACUUCUGCCCUUGUGCUUGUUUCUUUCACUUAAUGUUUAUAGAGUUGCAUCAAAGACUUUAUUGUCUCAAACUACACUUCUCUCAACUAAUGAAGCACCAAAGUGAUUGUCACAAAUAAGACUGAUCUGAACUGACCAUUCGCUAACCCCCUCCCCCAGAACAGUGAUUGUCUAAUCAUAGCUUAGCAACUGUAACUAGGCACGGCAGAUCUGUCAAGCUUUGGAUUUCUCCACAUGCCUCAAACAGUGUACAUGAGGCUUUAGUGAGACAAAAGACCCACUGAAAGCAGCAUGAUGCAAAGUUUUCCCUCAUUUAUUUUCUACGGGGUGUCAGCAAAAUAAUUCGAAAGAUACUGUGGGCUUCCUUGUGAUGCAGGAGUGACCAGUGAUAUGAAAAUAAGGAGGGGUCAAAAGUUAAACAUUUUUAACUGGAUGCAAAUGAGGGCGAAAUUAGCUUUGUUUGCUUCUUGUGGGUCUUCACAACAAGAGUGGUACCUCUACAUUUAAAGAGUUUGGAUCAGCGUUGCCAGAUAUGCGAUAAUUGUUUUUGUAUGAUAAUUUUGCCCUCUACGAUGUACGAUCCAUACUGACAAAAAGUGCCAUAAUGUACUACCUUUUCUGAUGAUAACAAUUAGCAGUUGGUUUCAGUAUCAUUUUACUUGAUUUCCUGAUGUGUUCAGGUGUGCAAAAUAUGGAUCCUAGGGACUCUUAGGGACUCAUCCCCUCUUCCAGACAUCCUAGCUACAUAAGCUUGCAUUAAAACAUUUUUAAAAAGCAGGUAUAUUUGUAGGCACGUCAAAAAGUUGUUUCCAUACGUAUUUUGUUAAAUUACACAUUAUUUAUACCUAUUUGUUCUUGUGCUUAUGACUCACAGAUGAUCUUUUUUUCAAAAUACAACAUUUUAAAGCCUAUUUUCCACAUGGCAACGCUGGUUUGUAUGGUGGUAUAUUUCUUUUAACCUUUCAAAACCAAAAACACAAGCAAAAGUGUGAGAAAUGGAUUAAACUGUGUGUUUAUAUGCUUUAAAGUAAGCAUGUCUGGCUAACAAGCUUAGUACCUGUAGUUUGUGGGGUUACAGCAAGCGACAACCUCCAGCACUGAAAAACAAAGCCAACACGAAGUGCAAAAAACUGCAGUCUUUUAAAUGGCCAUUUGAGGCUGGCUCCAGAGGCGAGUGUGUCCCAAUAUACCCCCAUGUUAAAAUGCUCAACUUUAACUUAAAUAAACAUGUCUACAGCCUGGUACAAAAAUCAGUUUUGGUCUGUAUAGCUAAUUUCCCUCAUCAUGACAACUGCACAGACGGUAAAUUUUUAUGUAACUCACCGGUUACAUUUUUAUUAUGGCUUAAAAUUAUGCAUAUUUAAGGGGAGGGCCACAUGAGUGACAGGCUGUGUGAUCCAUCCACCACCUCAGAAUGCCUCCUUGGGCCGCUCGGGACCACUUCUUUUUUCACUCCCGUCAGCGCAUUGGUCACAUGAUCACAGCCUUUCAAAAUACUUGGGUUAUGCACAAAUUACUGGCUCAACAUUACUUGGAGUAUGUAUAAAUUUUGACACAUUACUUUUCAUAGAAAUACAUAUGAACAGUGUAUGAGAACAGCCAGAGUAUUUCCACACUGUGUGGAAGCUGAUCCUGGAAGCUAUCAGAGUGUAGCUAAUGUUAGCAGCUCUGUCCCACGGGUGAGGAUGCUGGCUUUUUACAUGGACCUAUUAGCUUUAGCUUGAGUGUUUUAGCACAAUAUUGUGUAUGUAGCCAUCAAGUGCAUAUUUAAGACCAUAUUUCAUCAUUUUUAGGAGAGUAAGGUAAAAAAAAUAUUAACAAAAGUAUCUAAUUUUUAGCCAACUCAUGAAGCUAAUGUUAGCUUAACUAGCUAGCUAAGGUACCGCUGGUUGCUGGCUGGAAAUGGUAAACCUGCUUUUGUCUACCUCUGUGUAAAAUGAAGUAUUGUUCGAUUGCUAAGAAUUCUGUGUGGUAGUCUGCCACCGUAAUCACUGUAAACUGCAUAUGUGCCGUGUGAGAAUGAAAGCUUGACAGGCAUAGUGACAGUAACUGAUGGGGCUUAGCUAAUGGUCAAUCAAUGUAAACUGCAUAAAAAAGUCAUAAAACCCUGAAACACAAGUCAGGUUGAUACACUAUAUUUAUUUAUCACUGGUACUGAAUAUUUGUUUGUUUGAAUGCUCAUUUGAUUUGUAUGUUUACUACUGUACAAUUUUAACUAUUUUUUACCUCUGGGUGCAGUGUUUGCAUUGGCCCGUUAUACGCAUGGGUGACAAAAUGUAAUCACAGUUUUGGACUCUUUUAUCAUGAACUGAUUUACAAAAAUGUAAAACAAAUAUUUGGGAUUGCAGGGUUGCUGACAUCAGGGGACACGUGUAUUAUUGCUAAUAUAAAAGGUAAGAUAAAACUUCAUAUUG
Molecule: messenger RNA, 6062 nt
Organism: Epinephelus fuscoguttatus (brown-marbled grouper)
Lineage: Eukaryota; Metazoa; Chordata; Actinopteri; Perciformes; Serranidae
Product: G protein-activated inward rectifier potassium channel 1-like
Exons: 3
Coding region: 1821-3380 (519 amino acids)
Biological process (GO): regulation of monoatomic ion transmembrane transport; potassium ion import across plasma membrane
Cellular component (GO): plasma membrane
Molecular function (GO): G-protein activated inward rectifier potassium channel activity
Source: RefSeq, a predicted model, not a curated record